AUGGGCGAAUUCAGCGAUCAAGUUCUGUCGCUCUUCGCUCGAGCUGCGUCUGAGCAGGGAGGUGUGAUUUCAGGAGACAAUCCAACUUACUACAACAAGGACAACCCGAUUCGUUUAUGGAUCAUCCAAGUCUUCAUCAUCAUCACCGUCACUCAUAUCCUCUCACUGGGUCUCUCGCGCCUCCGCCAGCCUCGGGUCAUAGCAGAAGUCAUCGGUGGUAUCCUUCUAGGUCCCACCGUCGUGGGCCGCAUCCCACACUUCAGGGAGACAAUCUUCCCCUUGGAGAGCAUCCCCAUCCUCACCAUAACCAGUAACAUCGGUCUCGUCCUCUUCCUCUUCCUUGUCGCCCUCGAAAUCGACACCGGCCUGCUGAAGCGGAACAUGUUCGCCUCCGCAAGCGUUUCUGCGGUGGGCCUCAUCUUCCCCUUAGGUCUUGGCGCCGCUCUGGGUGUCGGGGUCUAUAGGGAAUUUAUCGACGACACAGUCAACUUUGGCCACUUUCUCCUCUUUGUCGCCGUCGCCAUCGGUAUCACCGCCUUCCCCGUGCUCUGCCGGAUUCUGACCGAGCUCAAGCUCCUCGACACCGAGGUCGGCCUUGUCGUGCUCUCGGCGGGCAUUGGGAAUGAUGUCAUCGGAUGGGUUUUAUUGGCCCUGACAGUCGCCCUUGUCAAUGCCUCUUCUGGACUCACGGCACUUUGGGUCCUUCUGGCGAGCGCUGGUUACACCAUAGCUCUCCUCUAUCCUGGGCGCUGGGCAUAUCGCUGGCUGGCUCGACGUACAGGCAGUUUAGAGCAGGGCAGCCCAACACUGUUCUUGAUGACGGUCACUAUCCUUGUCGUGUUGGCCUCGGCCUUCUUCACUGACAUUAUCGGAGUUCACGCCAUUUUUGGCGGAUUUCUGGCUGGGUUGAUCAUUCCCCAUGAUAAUGGCCUCGCCAUCUCAGUCGUGGAGAAAUUGGAAGACCUCAUCUCCAUCCUGUUUUUGCCAAUCUACUUCAUGCUCUCUGGCCUAAAAACCAACUUGGGCUUGCUCAACACUGGUACUGACUGGGGUUACAUUGUCCUCAUCUGCGCUGUCGCCUUUUCUUCGAAAUUCUUUGCCUGCGGAGCAGCGGCGUUCUUCAGUGGCUUUAACUGGAGAGAAGCUGGCGCCAUUGGCUCUCUCAUGUCCUGCAAGGGGUACCUCAUCGUGCUCGACAUUGGUCUGCAAACCAAGAUCCUCAACGAGCGCGCAUUCUCGAUGUUUGUAGUCCACGCCCUUGUCCUCACGUUCAUGACGACGCCCCUCGUCAUCGCGUUCUAUCCUCCCAAUUACCGUAUCCAUCACAGAGGAGGAGACGAAAAGCCUGCUGGAGACGAAGCCGCUUUGCCACCAAGGCCACCCUCGAAUGGCGACCACAAGACCAAGUUUUCGCUCGUCUUGGACAAGAUCGAAGCUCUUCCCGCUGCUAUGACCUUGUUGCAGCUCUUGCACAGUCCUUCAGUGGUCCUGCCUUUUUCGCACCUCUCCAGCGUCAAUGGCAAGGCUUUGGAAGCUGGCUUAGACGAUGAGGACCAUACAGAGGCGCCUCUUCGAUCUGCAAUUACUAUUGAAGCCCUCCGCCUCAUGGAGCUCACUGCCAGGACGUCCGCUGUCCUCAGAUCCCAGGAAGCCGAGUCCCUCAUUUACAACGACCCUGUCGUUUCGGUGUACAAGACCUUCGGCCAUCUUAACCAACUCAACGUAUCCGCGAGCCUCUCCGUCGUCAACUUCGAGGAGUUCCCCGAGGCCGUCGCCAAGCACGUGAAGGACACCGGAUCUGAGAUGGUCAUCAUUCCUUGGCCGAGAGGCGUCACCUCCGUGCUCGAGGAGGCUGUUCAGGGACAGCAGGUCGGGACACGCAACCCCUUCGACGGCAUCUUCCAUAAGACGACGACGGAGGACCAGACGAGCUCCGUCGUAUACUCCGAGUUCAUCCGUAGCGUGUUUUCGCAUUCGCCCAGCGACACUGCGCUAUUUGUGGACCGUGGGCUGACGACGGCCCCAACGGGCAACGCAAAGCAGCACCUCUUCCUGCCAUUCUUUGGCGGCCCGGAUGACCGCCUGGCACUGACGUUCUUGAUGCAGCUGUGCGAGAAUUAUGCUGUUAGCGCCACUGUUGUCAGGAUGGCGACGAAGGACGAUGACAAUGCCUCGAAGAUGACCGAUGAUGCCAAAUUGUCCACUGCCCUUUCGCCCACGUUCCAUAACACAAUCGCUGCUGCUGACACCUUCUAUGGUCAACACUACACUCAAACCCGUCUCGAGUCCACGGCCGACAACCUCCUCUGGAGCAAGUACACCACCCCAAGCACCGUGCACCCGUCGAAUGUCGCCUCCGCUCUCACGCGCAUCUCCUUCGUCCACGAAUCCGCCACCAAGCCCCUCCACCUCGUCGCCGAGCUCGCGAAACAGGAGGCAGCUAUCAGCCUCGCACUUUCUGGAAAGACCCUCAUCGUCCUCGCUGGCAGAUCGCGCCGUAUGGCCGUCGAGAACCUCGGUGGCGAGCUCAAGACCCUCAUCGCGCAGACAGGGUCGUCGAUCAGCUCCUCGGUGCCAAAGACCCUCGGUAACAUCGGCGCAGGCCUUGUCGCCGCUGGUGUCAACGCGAGCUUGCUCAUCCUCCAGGCCGAAUCUUGCACUGCUGCGUCGUGA
Molecule: messenger RNA, 2673 nt
Organism: Cyclocybe aegerita
Lineage: Eukaryota; Fungi; Basidiomycota; Agaricomycetes; Agaricales; Hemipholiotaceae
Source: the annotation of a GenBank genome assembly